GGGAAGUUCCCACGGUGGUGGCGUGGCCGGGGCCGGGGCCGGGUCGGUGCGGCGGGGGGGUCCCGGGCCCGGCCGUGCCCGGUGCAGCCGGAGAGGGGUCCUGGCCCCGCUGUCGGCGCCGGACCCGGCCCCCCCCCCGACAGAGCAGCAGGACGCCUGCCCCGGGACCCCCCUGGUGCCCCCCGCCAUGGUGCUGCGGGAGUCCCCCUUCCCCAGCCGGGCGCUGGCAGCCCUCGACGGGCUGGCGCAGGGGCUGCUCUGCCCCGGCUUCUGGGCCCUCAACCGGCUCCUGGACCUGCAGCCGACGACGGCGGAGCGGGAACGGGGCCGCCGCUGCUGCGGCUGCACCGGGCGGGCGCUGGCGGGGCUGGCGUGCACGGCGCUGCUGCUGCUCUCGCUGCCCCUGACCGCGCUGGGGCUGCUGCUGUGGCUGCCCACGCAGGCGGCGCGGCGGCCCUUUGCCUGCCAUCACGCCACGACGGCCGCGGCCCCGCCGCCCUGGGACCUGCAGCAGCGCCGCAGCUUCACCUUUGUCACCGCCAACCUGUGCCUGCUGCCCAGCGGGCUGGCCAAGUUCAGCAACCUGGGCCAGACGCUGCAGCGCGCCGCCUACGCCGCCCGGCAGCUCGCCCCCGAGCCCCCCAGCGCCCGUGCCAGCCUCAUCCCGCCGGGGCACGGCGAGGCCGCCGGCUACGGGGGGACCCUCUGCAGCCCACCGCGGCCCCACGGCGAGGGUGGCCCCUGGCACUACGGCAGCGUGGCGGUGGAGGUGGAGGGGGACGCGGCUGAGCACACCCCGGCAGGCACGGCCAAGCUCCUCCCGGCGGACGCGUCCCAGCACUUCCCGGCGGACCUCUCCGAGCGCUUCCCAGCAGACGCGGACUUCCUCUGCCUGCAGGAGGUGUACGACGCGGGCGCUGCUGCCCGCCUGCGCCAGCAGCUGGCCAAAUCUUUCCCGCACAUCGUCUACGACGUCGGGGCCCGCGGGCUGCAGGGCUGCGGGCUGAAGCUCUUCGGCAGCGGGCUCUUCCUGGCCAGCCGCUACCCGCUGCUGGCCGUGCAGUACCACUGCUACCCCAACGGCGCCCGCGAGGACGCCCUGUCCGCCAAGGGGCUGCUCUCCGUCCAGGUGCUGCUGGGCUGCGCGCAGGGGCAGCGCAUCGUGGGGUACCUCAGCUGCACCCACCUGCAGGCACCCGCACCCGACGCCGCCAUCCGCAGCGAGCAGCUGACGCUGGGGCUGCACUGGGUGCAGCUCUUCCAGGACGCCCACGAGCAGCACGGGGACAUCGUGGCCUUCGACGUCUUCUGUGGGGACCUCAACUUCGACAACUGCUCCCGAGGUGACGAGCCCAACCAGAGCCACGAGAUCUUCAAGCUGUACCGGGACCCCUGCCGCGUGGGGCCCAAGCAGGAUGAACCAUGGGCCAUGGGCACCCUGCUCGACUACCUGAAGAUCUACGAGGAGCCCGUGUCCACCCCCGAGAACAUGAAGAGGACGCUCUCGCAGCCCGGGGGCCGGCGGCAGUUCCUGGCGGGCCCCAUCCUGUCCAGUGGGCAGCUCGACCCCGAGGCCGGUGACGCCUGGCAGGGGCGGCGCGUGGACUACGUGCUGUACCGGCUGCACCGCGACGACCGGCAGCUGCGUGAGGAGGUGGAGGGCAUCUCCUUCAUCACCCAGCUGGCCUCGCGCUCCGACCACCUGCCUGUGGCGCUGCGCCUCGCCGUGGGCCCCGCAGCCCCCUGAGCACCGGCAGGGGCACGCAGCCUGGGGGGGGGGGGCAUGCAGCCUGGGUGGCAGCCGGAGCCGUGCCCCCCUCCCUGCAGCUCGAGUGCGGCCAGGGGCCUUGCCAUGCACAAGGGGGUGCCGGCACCCACAGGGCUCCUGGGCCACAUCCGUGGGGCUGGGGGCUGCCGUGGGGCAGCACAGCCCCAUGUGUGUGAGCCUGGGCUGGGGGGGGGGGGCAGCCACC
Cygnus atratus (black swan) is the source of this 1973-nucleotide messenger RNA. Its product is annotated as sphingomyelin phosphodiesterase 5-like. Gene Ontology annotation, cellular component: cytoplasm; extracellular region. Gene Ontology annotation, molecular function: sphingomyelin phosphodiesterase activity. The transcript is spliced from 8 exons. The record is from RefSeq and is a predicted model, not a curated record. NCBI's taxonomy places the organism in Eukaryota, Metazoa, Chordata, Aves, Anseriformes, Anatidae. Gene Ontology annotation, biological process: sphingomyelin metabolic process. Bases 188 to 1747 code for a protein of 519 amino acids.